Messenger RNA from Oncorhynchus kisutch (coho salmon), 3203 nucleotides. RefSeq names its product cholecystokinin A receptor (gene cckar). Bases 368 to 1762 code for a protein of 464 amino acids. The record is from RefSeq and is a predicted model, not a curated record. Gene Ontology annotation, cellular component: plasma membrane. Gene Ontology annotation, molecular function: gastrin receptor activity; neuropeptide receptor activity. Lineage: Eukaryota; Metazoa; Chordata; Actinopteri; Salmoniformes; Salmonidae. The transcript is spliced from 5 exons. Gene Ontology annotation, biological process: neuropeptide signaling pathway.
AUAUCAACAUUGAAGCGCGAGAGGGAGCACAAACAGCCCGCAUGCAGCAGACGCUUGACUUCAAUCAUUUUUGCUCACUGACUCUAUUACUUGUAGAUUUAGUUGAAAACUGGAUCAUUAUCUUAUAUCAAACAUAAACGGGGUCAUGCAAAAGUUCUUUGAAUGCGGCAUCUUCAGUUCGAGGCUCUUUUAAGACUUUUUUCCCUGGAGAAUAAGAACAUGACAUGUGGGAAGUGUGAUUUGCUGGCAUUAUAAUGUCAAGUUUGCCAUCGUCUUAGACUGCGAAGGAUGAACCGAAUGGGUUCCUUUACAUAGAGCCUAUCAUAUCCAUUUAUGCACUAGAAAAAACCAGGAUAGAACAGAAAAAAUGGAACCGUUUACAUUGCAUGAUAUGCUCAUAAACUCAACUAAUCUUUAUAAGAUAUUAUGUGACUUUGGAAUCAAGAAUGUCUCAGAGUGUGAAGAUGAAAGCGAGACCCCUCCGGAACCGAAAGAUUUGAAUCAGACGGUACGUAUCUUCCUCUAUAGCCUCAUCUUCCUGGUCAGCGUUCUGGGUAACAGCCUGAUCAUCGCCGUGCUGGUGAGGAACCGUCGCAUGCGCACCGUCACCAACCUGUUCCUGCUCUCCCUGGCCGCCAGCGACCUGAUGCUCUGCCUCUUCUGCAUGCCCUUCACCCUCAUCCCCAACCUCAUGAGGGACUUUGUGUUUGGCUCGGGCAUCUGCAAGGUGGCCAUGUACUUCAUGGGGAUCUCGGUGAGCGUCUCGACCUUCAACCUGGUGGCCAUUUCCCUGGAGCGCUACAGUGCCAUCUGCAACCCCCUGACCUCCCGGACCUGGCAAACCAAGUCCCACGCUGCCAAGGUCAUCUCUGCCACCUGGGUGGUGAGCUUUCUGUUCAUGCUGCCCUACCCCAUCUCCAGCACCCUGGUACCCUUCACCCGGGUCAACAACAGCACGGGCAACAUGUGCCGCCUGGUAUGGCCCAGUGAUGUCAUCCAGCAGUCCUGGUAUGUGUCCCUGCUGCUGCUGCUCUUCCUGGUUCCUGGGAUCAUGAUGAUGACAUCCUAUGGCCUCAUCUCCCUGGAGCUCUACAGGGGCAUCAAGUUUGAGAUGGCCAACAGGAAGUCCAGCAGAGAGAGACAGUGCAGCACCGGCAGCAUCAAACCCGGCGACAACGACGGCUGCUACCUUCAGCCCGCCAAGAAGAAGGGCGAGCUUGCCCACCUCCAGAGCCCUCCCUCGACCCCUAGCCCUAACGUGACCGUCAACAGCAGAGACAACGUGGACAGCAACAAGUCCAAGCUGAGCCGCGUGUGCAGCAACAGCUCCACCUGCAACCUGAUGGCUAAGAAGCGCGUGAUUCGCAUGCUCCUGGUCAUCGUCUGUCUCUUCUUCCUAUGCUGGACGCCCGUGUUCGCCGUUAACGCCUGGCGGGCCUUCGACCGCCGUUCGGCCGACAAGCUCCUCUCGGGGGCGCCGAUAUCCUUCAUCCACCUGUUGUCGUACACCUCCGCUUGUGUCAACCCCAUUAUAUACUGCUUCAUGAAUAAGCGUUUCCGCCAAGGGAUUUUGUCCACCUUCACCUGCUGUAGCAGCCCCAAGGCCGGUGGAGUCGGGCGGGGGGCUGGGAGUAGGAUGGGGACGGGGAGAGGGGGAGGAAGAGGAGGGAUGAGGAGCAGAGAGGAGAAUGGGCACACGCCGCAGAGUGGUAAUAACACGCGCUUCACAUACAGUAGUAUCCGUGGCUCCGCCCAGGCUUAGCUUCCUUUCUCCAUCAUUGACCAAUCAGAAUGAGUAAGUGGUCAUGCAUACACACACACACACACACACACACUGUACAUUGAGCUUUCGGUCUCUGAGGAGGUCAUGCAUGCCUGCUUUCAACUUUUAAAGUCACCAUACUUGUGAAAGUGGACAUGUAUGUAUGAAGAGAAUCUCAGACAAUAGGUUGAUGAUAUACUUGGUGUCAUUACAAAGAAUGGACAAAUCAAACGAUGGCAUGUUGACUACAUGAAAUGGAGAAAUGGAAUAAUCAGCCAAGGUUUUCAACAAGGAGAAGGUUAUGAAUUUAAAUAAGUAUUGCUAAACAAACUACAUGGACUGAGGAACGGUGGCACCUGAUAUAACUCUUUAUGAGGUACAGGACCCUAAAUGCUUCUUUAAUAGGGGCCGUGAGAAAACAUGGCUAGUUUAUGUCUACAGCCAUGAGGUCUACAUUCAAUGCUGUUCCUCCACACAGACAUUCACCUCAAACACCCAUGAUGUGUACAAUCGUCACGGUGUCUCUUCACGUAACCCCUCCUCCUCUCCUGAAUCACCCAUGGGGGAAAAGCAGCACCCUAGUUGUCUUGGUUUGACGUUGACCAGAUGAUCCCAGAGGAACGUCCAAGCAGCUUUUUCAGAGCCAUGUAAGAUCUCCAUGAGCAAUGUUGAACGGAUGAACCCUGGCUGACCCUUGUGUGUGUGUGUGUGUGUGUGUGUGUGUGUGUGUGUGUGUGUGUGUGUGUGUGUGUGUGUGUGUGUGUGUGUGUGUGUGUGUGUGUGUGUGUGUGUGUGUGUGUUUUCUCCACUCUCUACAUAAUAUUCUCUCUGUACACAUUCUUGUCAGGGACUUGAAAGGCACAAACCACAGCCCAAGGACGACACCACGUUCCCCAAGACAUUAAUAACUUCCCAUACCUCGGACUCCUUUUUACAGGCAGUGUGACAUACAAAUAUGCCCAUACGUGUAAAUACCUCUGGACUAAUUGUUACCAUCCCUGGCCUUGUCAUGCUCUGAAAUGCAUUCCUAGCCUUGUAGCAUAGUGUCAUCCUCGUGGGCGCACAAAAAAAAAAAAACGUUGUUUUCUUGUCCUUGACUCAGUCAUCUUUUAUCGUUGUACCUAGUGUACUAUUUAUUGUAAGUGACACAACUGUGGCCUUAUCGUGGUGUGGGACUCUGUGCACCUGUCUGUCCCACUACUUCAAAAGGACCUUUUCCCAGCAUUACCUGUCAAGCAAAUCACACCUGGUCUCUGUUGACUUGGGUUGUGAAAUGCAUUGCAGCACAAAUGUAGCAAAUUGUGUUGUUUUCUCCUCUUUGUUGUGUCGUCAUGUCACUGUUCAUUGGAGGAUUUUUAGUGUUGCUCUCGAAGGGAAAUUGUUCUGUAAAGUGCAUGGGAUGCAUUACCAAAAAAAAAAGGAAAUUAAAUAUUAAAAAGUC